Messenger RNA from Colletotrichum navitas, 2046 nucleotides. Its product is annotated as peptidase family M28. Lineage: Eukaryota; Fungi; Ascomycota; Sordariomycetes; Glomerellales; Glomerellaceae. The record is from RefSeq and is a predicted model, not a curated record. Gene Ontology annotation, biological process: proteolysis. Gene Ontology annotation, molecular function: metalloexopeptidase activity; aminopeptidase activity. Bases 239 to 1828 code for a protein of 529 amino acids. The transcript is spliced from 3 exons.
CUUAUCGGAUGAUGUCUUAUAUAAGCAUUUUCAGAUAAGAUAAGAACUAUACCCCUACUGAGAAGUGGGGCCUCGGCUCCAUGACUAACUGAUUCGCGAUAUCGGCCGCCUAUCGCAACAGCUCCCAACUGAGUCGCGCCUGACACCUGUGACACACAGUUCCCAAACCUCAUCCCAUUCUCAUCUCAGCAUCACAAGGUUUGGGCCAAGAAACAGAGAAUACGUGCACAAAAACACAAUGGCUGGAGCUCGCCGACUUCAAUUGGCCGGACUGGCCGUGCUGGGUGGCGCGGCCGCCCUGCAGAUGCAGAUGCAAGCGCAGGUCCCUGGCCAGCAAGCACCGAUGAUUGCCGACGAAGUGCCUCUCGUCUCAACCUCUCCCUCGACCGCGUCCUCGUAUUCGUCCUCGUCCUCCUCCAAGAAACCUUUGGUCGAGACCAAGGCUCUCCAAGAUACCAUCAGCGCCGAAAACCUCCUCUCGCGUGCGAAGGAGCUCUAUGAGAUUGCCAAGCUGGGAGAGGAAGAGUACAACCAUCCCACUCGCGUCAUUGGCAGCGAUGGUCAUGCUGGAACUUUGGACUACAUCUACUUCAACCUCGCCAAGCUGAGCGACUACUACAAGGUCUGGAACCAAACCUUCCCCGCCGUCUCUGGCAAUGUCUUCGAGUCUCGUCUCGUUAUCGGCGACACGGUGCCCGCGUCGGCCGCGCCUAUGGCCCUGACGCCGCCCACCAAGAAUAAGGAGCCCGUGCACGGCGACCUCGUUUACGUCAAGAACGAUGGCUGUGAUGCCUCCGAUUACCCUUCUGAAGUGAGCGGCAACAUCGCCUUCAUCCGCCGUGGCACCUGCGCAUUCGGCGCCAAGAGCGAGCAGGCUGGCAAGGCCGGCGCCAUCGCUGCCGUUGUCUACAACUACGAGAGCGAGACCGUCCACGGCACUCUCGGCACCCCUUCUCCCAACCACGUCGCCACCUUUGGUCUCGGCGGCGACGAUGCCAAGCCUAUUCUUGAGAAGCUCCACAAGGGCGACUCUGUCGACGCCAUCGCCUACAUUGAUGCCGUCGUCAACACGAUCCAGACGACCAACAUUCUUGCCCAGACGCUCGAGGGCGACCAGGACAACUGUGUCAUGCUCGGCGGCCACAGCGAUAGCGUUGCCGAGGGCCCGGGCAUCAACGAUGACGGCUCCGGCAGCUUGAGUCUCCUGGAGAUUGCUACUCAGCUCACCAAGUUCAGCGUCAACAACUGCGUUCGUUUCGCCUGGUGGGCUGGCGAAGAGGAAGGGCUUCUGGGCUCCGACUACUACGUCUCGGUUCUGUCUCCCGAGGAGAACCAGAAGAUCCGUCUCUUUAUGGAUUAUGACAUGCUCGGCAGCCCCAACUACGCCUACCAGAUCUACAAUGCGACCAACGCUGUCAACCCCACCGGCUCCGAGGAGCUGCGCGACUUGUACGUUGACUGGUACAAGGCCCACGACCUCCCCUACACCUUUAUUCCAUUUGACGGCCGUAGCGACUACGACGCUUUCAUCCGCAAUGGCAUCCCCGGUGGCGGAAUUGCUACUGGCGCAGAGGGCGUCAAGACCAAGGAGGAGGCCAAGCUGUUCGGCGGCAAGGCCGGCGACUGGUAUGACCCGUGCUACCACCAGCUCUGUGACGAUGUUAGCAACGUCAACCUGACCGCCUGGGAGAUUAACACCAAGCUGGUCUCCCAUUCCGUCGCCACCUAUGCCAUGUCAUUCAAGGGCUUCCCUGAGCGCACCAAGGCGUCUGCUGCUUCCACCUAUGCACAGGACGUCAAGUACCAUGGCAGCAAGCUUUUCAUCUAGGCCGCCGCUAGUUUCCGAUCCUUCUCGAAUACAUAACGGAGGCGUGUAUAGUACAUCGAAGUUGAACGGCGUGAAUGCAUGAGGGUUUGAUGGUGUUGAUAACAGAGCGGACUUGUAGGGUACACGGCGCGCAAACAAUUGGACAUAUGAUUUAGAGAUAGCAUCAAGUUGACAUAUUUAAGAGGUAGCACCUAAUUGAUAGAUUGCGUGCUCAACAA